Messenger RNA from Fimicolochytrium jonesii, 2672 nucleotides. Its product is annotated as pyridoxal phosphate-dependent transferase. Gene Ontology annotation, molecular function: carboxy-lyase activity; pyridoxal phosphate binding. Lineage: Eukaryota; Fungi; Chytridiomycota; Chytridiomycetes; Spizellomycetales; Powellomycetaceae. Gene Ontology annotation, cellular component: cytoplasm. The record is from RefSeq and is a predicted model, not a curated record. Gene Ontology annotation, biological process: carboxylic acid metabolic process. The transcript has a single exon. Bases 174 to 2405 code for a protein of 743 amino acids.
AGGCCACGCCGCGGAGCGAAGGGAGAAGACGGUGGAAGAGCACACCUCCGCAACGGGACUGAAACCAGCGUUUGGUCGUUCCAUAUCCUCAAUUCGUCUUUAAAGUUUCAACCCAAGCCGUCGUAAUCGCGUCACAGUCCUUUCCAAACUAAGCUGUCCAAUUGCCGCCAAGCAUGCCGCUUCUCGCCUCGGACCUCCUCAGAAAGGCGGCCUUGGCGGCCGCCCGCCCGCUCACACCGGAAACCGAUGAUACGGACGAAGGAUACGACGACGACGAUUUCCCAGAACAAUUCCCUUUCUGGUACAAUGCGCCCAGCGGAGUGCAAAAGAUGAGCGACGAGAAAGGAGGAAUAGAUGCGAAGCGUCAGAAGCGACGAAAGGGCGGUUCCAUAGACGAUCUACGACCACCCACACCACCAUCGCCGAAACUAAACAGACGAGCCUCAUACUUGGACCACGAUUCCGUUCUGCAGUACUUUGUCGCCAGCGGUGACGAAGAGACGAAACUCGAUCGAUACCUGACAGGCAUCAUCGAUGCAUUUCUCACCGAGCCUUCGCCUGUAUACGCGACGCAGCCUGAUACCCCGGAAUCACUGAAAGCCAAAUUCAACAAUGCCCAGGUCCCACUCCGUCGCAAAUCCGUCGGAAAGAGCGGCACAUCCGCCGAAGAUUACCUCAAAGCCGUCAAAGCAAACGUCGUCGACCGAGCCACUCGAGUCUCCUCCCCGAAAAUGAUCGGCCACAUGACCACCGCCCUGCCCUAUUUCCACCGCCCACUGGCCCGCUUACUAGCGGCCCUGAACCAGAACGUCGUCAAGCUCGAAACGGCGUCGACAAUGACGUACCUCGAACGAGAAACGGUCGCGAUGCUGCAUCGCGAGUUUUACAAGGAGUGUCCUGCGUUCUAUCAGAAAUAUAUUCAUAGCCCGGAACAUUCCCUGGGCGUCUUUUGCUCGGGAGGCACUAUUGCGAAUAUCACCGCCAUGUGGGCCGCGCGGAAUCGGGCAUUACCUGCUGAUAAUGAGACGGAUGCUGGAUUCAGGGGCGUUGAUAAGGAAGGGCUAUACAAAGCGCUGUCGUAUUACGGAUACAAAGGCGCGGUCAUUGUAGGGAGUCGGCUCAUGCACUACUCGUUCAAGAAAGCAGCGGAUCUGCUUGGGUUGGGAGACGAUGGGUUGAUCACAAUCGAUGCAGAUGACCAGUUCCGGAUGCGGGUAGAUGAGCUCGAGACACGGCUGGCUGAGCUAAAAGCAGCAAACAUAUUGGUCGUGGCGGUUGUGGGGAUCGCAGGGACGACUGAAACGGGGUCCAUCGACCCUCUGGAGCGUAUCGCCUCGGUGUGCGCCUCCAACAAGAUCCAUUUCCACGUUGAUGCCGCCUGGGGCGGCCCUCUCAUCUUCUCCACCGAGCACUGCCGCAAACUCUCCGGCAUCCAAUACGCCGACACCAUCACCAUCGACGGCCACAAGCAGCUCUACACCCCCAUGGGCCUCGGUCUCGUCCUCUACAAAGCCCCCACAACAGCACAAGCGAUCCGCAAAACCGCCAACUACAUCAUCCGGCACGACUCCCUCGACCUCGGCAAAUUCACCCUCGAGGGAUCCCGCCCAGCGACCUCCCUCCACCUCCACGCCUCCCUCAACCUCCUCGGCCGCGACGGCCUGGAAUGCCUCGUUACGCGCAGCGCCACCCUCGCCCGCCAGAUGAGCGUUAGGGUCGGGACACACCCCACGGGAGCGUUCCAGGCCCUGCAUACACCGGAAACAAACAUCUUCCUCUGCCGGUAUAUCCCCACAUCCCUCCGCGAGAAAGUCCAUGAAGGAGAUGAACCACUGACGGACACAGAGGACGAGUUUGUGGCUGAAUGCACCCGUCGCGUCCAAACCACCCUCGCAGCCGUCGGAACACCCUCCGCCGCCGGCCUCGAAGCCGCAGCCCGUUCAUCCGAUGACACAUCCCCCACCGACCCCCACCUCGAACCCCACACAACGUCCCUCCCUUUACCCGCCCAGGAAUUCACCGGCUUCGUCUCACGCACCCGCGUCCGCUUCCAAAACCGCGACGUGGACGCGUUCCGGAUCGUGAUUGCGAACCCGUUGACGAGUUGGGAUGAUGUGGAGGAUGUGGUUAGGCAUAUGGUUAUUAUUGGGGAGCGGGUUGAGAAGGAUGUCUGGCGGGAGCGGUUUAUGGGGGUUUUGGGUGCCGCUGAUGAGGUGACGGCGGCGGUGGAUGGUGCAGGCGGAGUGCCCGCGCCGGUGCAGGUGGUGAGGAAGCGGUCUUCGAUGACGAUUUUGCCGGAUCGGCCGAAAGUCGAGAGGAACAGUGGGGAGGAUGAGCGGUGGAAAACUCUGAAAGUGCCUGACGUCGGCGAGAAGCCAUGGGUUGGGUGGCCCUACGACAUAUGAACCCCCGGGAUGGGGUUCGCACUUCCCCGUUCUGGGGACUUUGGGACCCGCCAUUUUCCAUACCCCCGUUCUCAUCAGAGACGAUGCUCAUCGGCUGUAGCAUUCCCUUCCCUUGAUUAUUUGAUGUACAUAGUCAGACGUAGAUUUUUUGUUGAGCUGAUUCAGAACAGAUGCUUUCAUAUGGAUUCACACAAAUAUGAGAUACGCCGCCGUCGCUUUCCAAACUUCAUCGCCUACAUGAACAAAACUCCCGUACAUACUCCAGAC